AUUUGUUUCAACGGGCGACCAGUUUUCGAAAGCCAUUACUCUCGUCGCUUGCUCUCUCCGCAGUUUCUACCUUUUUCCUUCGCUCAAUUCCCGCCACUUUUCUGCUAAUAACAGAGGUGAUUCUAGAAGGCUAUAUGGCUGAGGAGAAAUCAGAGCAGCAUUGUUCGGAGAAUAAGCAAACUAAUGCUAAUUCCAGCUCUUCUGUAUCAGAAGGCAGUGGCAGUGCUAUGCCCAAGUCAUCAACGGAACGUAAAUCAGCAUUGCCAUCUAAUCGGAGAACCACUGGCCCUGUUAGGCGUGCAAGGGGUGGUUGGACGGAAGAGGAUGAUGACACAUUAACGAAUGCUGUUCAAGUUUUUAAUGGCAAGAAUUGGAAGAAAAUAGCUGAGUUUUUACCGGGUAAAUCAGAAGUUCAAUGUCUGCACAGAUGGCAAAAAGUUCUUCAUCCAGAACUCGUUAAAGGACCUUGGACUCAGGAGGAGGAUGAUAAAAUAAUUGAAAUGGUGUCUACACAUGGACCUAAAAAAUGGUCUUUGAUAUCUAAGUCUUUGCCUGGUCGAAUAGGAAAACAGUGCCGAGAACGAUGGUGCAAUCAUCUUAAUCCUGACAUAAAGAAGGAUCCCUGGACUCAGGAGGAGGAAUUAGCCCUUAUGGAUGCUCAUCGUAUACAUGGCAACAAAUGGGCUGAAAUAGCUAAGGUUCUUCAUGGAAGGACUGAUAAUUCAAUAAAGAACCAUUGGAAUAGUUCUUUGAAGAAAAAGAUGAAUUUCUAUUUGGCUACGGGAAGACUUCCCCCCAUUGUAUCAUCAUCCAAAACUACAGACAUUAAUCUGGGUAACAGUGAUAAGAAUCAACUAGAGUCCUCAGAAACAGUUAGAGAGUUCGGUGAUUCUUCAAAUGUUCCUGCAAAAGGGUCUGCUGAUUCUGACUGCAUAGAAUGCAAUAGAUCAUCCAACAAAGGUUUCAGCUGUAGUAACUUAGAACCAGUGUUUGGAGAUUAUUUUAGAAUAAACAGUGAGCCAAAAUUUGAGAAUCCUGGACUCAAUGACAACCCAAGAGUUGAUCAUUGCAUGAGUAAUGGUGAAAAGAAGAGUUGCAGUUUAACCAGAAAUUUUUAUUCAAAGGAAAGUCAAACCCUUGGUUCUUUUUGUUAUGAACCAACACUUCCUUUAGAUUCUUAUUAUUCUAAUAUCUCUGGCCUGCAGCAAAAUGAGUUAUUUGCUUCGCCAAUGAUGUCAUCUGUUGGUUACUUAACUCCACCUCCGGUGAAGGGAAGUGAAUUAUGCUCAGAAUCUCCUGAAUCAAUAUUGAAAAAGGCAGCUAAAACUUUCCCCACUCCUUCCAUCUUGAGAAAGAGGAGUGUAGUCAAAAGACCUGUCACUCCUAGUGCGGUUGCAAAAGGAGUUAAUGAUUCACAUGCUUAUAAUGAACAAGAGAGAACAAAUGAUAUUACUGGUUCUGAAGUUGUGCGGUUACCUGUGAGUCCAGUAAACAAUUGCUAUGGGAGUAACAUUCCCCAUAAUAAGGCAUUCAACACAACUUCUCCAUACCGAUCAAGAUCCAGGCAAACAGCUAUUAAGUGUUUGGAGAAACAACUUGAUUUUGCAUUUGAAAAAGAGAAGCAUGCUCGUAAGAUGAAAAAAUGUGAUGACUGAAGGUUGUCUUCAUAAAAUUAAAUUGGCAGAGACAUAGUUCGUAAGUUGGACCACCAUUGGUCUUCCCCUUGAAGCUGACUAAAUUUUUCUCAUAAGUGGUUGACCACAGUUAGCCAAUUUUGCAAGUAAUUAUACUCCAUGGAUGGUGACAAGCAGAAGCUGUUGGAUACGUGUAGAUUAAGAGUUUUUGAUAGAUUCCAUUUAAUUGUUGAUAUGUAGUUUUAUAUAUUUUUAUACUGCGCACACAAGUUUUGCACAAAUUUAUACUCCUAGAAUAACAAAUAUUUGGAAAGUUAUUGGAAAGUUUCAUAACAAAUUUUCAUUUA
Glycine soja is the source of this 1981-nucleotide messenger RNA. RefSeq names its product transcription factor MYB3R-5-like. Lineage: Eukaryota; Viridiplantae; Streptophyta; Magnoliopsida; Fabales; Fabaceae. Gene Ontology annotation, molecular function: DNA-binding transcription factor activity, RNA polymerase II-specific; RNA polymerase II cis-regulatory region sequence-specific DNA binding. The transcript is spliced from 9 exons. Bases 135 to 1655 code for a protein of 506 amino acids. Gene Ontology annotation, cellular component: nucleus. The record is from RefSeq and is a predicted model, not a curated record. Gene Ontology annotation, biological process: regulation of DNA-templated transcription.